AAGACGCGAAGUGUUUGAAUAGCUUAUAUUUAGAAAUUGGAAUUAUUUUCCAAUUAAAUACAUGUUAAGACUGUGUGAAGUUCAAUUUAAUCAAAAUGGCACGGAAUGCAGAAAAGGCUAUGACCACGCUGGCAAGAUGGAGGGCUGCUCAAGUUCAAGAGGCAGGUGGUCAGCGCGAGAGGAGACCGUACCUUGCAUCAGAGUGCACUGACCUACCACAGGCUGAAAAAUGGAGACUGCAGAUUGUUAGAGAAAUAGCUAAGAAAGUUGCUCAAAUCCAAAAUGCCGGUCUUGGAGAGUUCCGUAUUCGGGACCUGAACGAUGAAAUCAACAAACUGAUGAGAGAAAAGCGGCAUUGGGAAGUCCAGAUAAAGUCGCUUGGGGGCCCGGAUCACGCGCGAGUCGGUCCGAAAAUGCUCGACCAGGACGGCAAAGAGGUCCCCGGUAACAGAGGAUACAAAUACUUCGGAGCUGCUAAAGAUCUACCAGGUGUUCGUGAGUUAUUCGAGCAGGAACCGCCGCCGCCGCCGCGCAGAACGCGAGCUGAUCUCAUGAGGGAUGUGGACGCUGAUUACUAUGGAUAUAGAGACGAUGACGACGGGCUCUUGAUGCCUCUAGAACAAGAAGCUGAGAAAGAAGCCAUAGCACAAGCAGUAGCCGAAUGGAAGAGUAAUAAAGAACAAAAUAAGGAUCAAGACUUACCUGAGGAAGAGGAUAUUUAUCCGGAGGACCCUGACGACAAGCGAAUAGAAGAUGAAGAAGGCGAACCCGUCAGGCAAGUAGUGACGUCGCACGUCGCUGUUCCAUCACAGAAGGACAUAGAGGAGGCUCUGCUCAGGAGAAAGAAACAGGAACUUCUAGAAAAGUACGGGUGUAUGGACGUCAAGGUCGAACAGAGUUGACAGAAGUGAUUGUAUUAUGUAAAUAAAUAAGGUUCUAUAUCUA
Trichoplusia ni (cabbage looper) is the source of this 945-nucleotide messenger RNA. RefSeq names its product pre-mRNA-splicing factor ISY1 homolog. Lineage: Eukaryota; Metazoa; Arthropoda; Insecta; Lepidoptera; Noctuidae. The coding region runs from base 96 to 902 and encodes 268 amino acids. Gene Ontology annotation, biological process: generation of catalytic spliceosome for second transesterification step; mRNA 3'-splice site recognition. The transcript has 7 exons. The record is from RefSeq and is a predicted model, not a curated record. Gene Ontology annotation, cellular component: Prp19 complex; catalytic step 2 spliceosome; post-mRNA release spliceosomal complex.